This is a messenger RNA of Myxocyprinus asiaticus (Chinese sucker), 958 nucleotides long. It is a transcript of the gene mrps12, whose product is annotated as mitochondrial ribosomal protein S12. Gene Ontology annotation, molecular function: structural constituent of ribosome. Gene Ontology annotation, biological process: translation. Gene Ontology annotation, cellular component: small ribosomal subunit; ribosome. The record is from RefSeq and is a predicted model, not a curated record. The transcript has 3 exons. Bases 187 to 618 code for a protein of 143 amino acids. Lineage: Eukaryota; Metazoa; Chordata; Actinopteri; Cypriniformes; Catostomidae.
ACAAUAUUUCUUCCGGGGUAAACCUGCUUGUAACAUGGUGGCGAACAUGGCAGUAUAGUGACAGUAAAGGUUGAAAAAUUGUCCUUCGUCCUCUUUUCUCCUUCUACUGCAAAACUUUGGAAAAGGCAACAUUUCAGAAACCUUUUUGAGCAACGUCAAUGCAGUUGUCUAAAAAGAGUAAUUAAGAUGGCUUUUCUGGGAAAUAUGAGACCAAUGCUCUCGUCGGUUCUGCAGGCAUCUAAUUCAUUACCCUUCUGGUCUGGACCUGUAUUCACUAGGACUAUGGCCACACUCAAUCAGAUGCACCGUAAAGGUAAACCUUCCCCACCACCUCCAAAGAUCAGUGCCACUUUUGGGCGGCCACAGCUCAAAGCUGUAAUUCUGAAGACCAUGAUAAGGAAACCCAAGAAGCCAAACUCUGCAAACCGCAAAUGUGCACGUGUACGUCUCUCCAAUGGCAAAGAAGCUGUUGUGUUCAUCCCAGGGGAAGGACACAACCUCCAGGAGCACAAUGUGGUGCUAGUGCAAGGUGGAAGGACACAGGACUUACCAGGAGUCAAGCUUACUGUAGUGAGGGGCAAAUAUGAUUGUGCACAUGUUGUAAAGAAGAAACAGUAAUUCCUAUGAUCAGAACAGUGUUUGCUGCAGACUUGCCUAGUUCAAUUCAAAAUGAAAACUCAUCAAUUCUUGCAUGUUUUGUCCACAUAACACAGUUAUGACUAUAAUAACUGGGAUAUCAACAUAGUACAAAUAAUCUAAAAAAGUAACUGUGGAAAUGUGCUGAAAUGUCAGUCCUACAUUGUCUUGACAGAGAUUGUCUACAAGUAGUACUUUUGGUUCUGAUUUUUAAGAACUUGUUCUGCAUAGUGUAAUAUUAUACCUUCAAGACUCUGUCAAAAAUAAAUUAAACUGCUGGUGUUCUCAGUUACUAUUUCCUGACAUAAAAUGAUGUUAGUCA